Myotis davidii is the source of this 1394-nucleotide messenger RNA. It is a transcript of the gene NHERF1, whose product is annotated as solute carrier family 9, subfamily A (NHE3, cation proton antiporter 3), member 3 regulator 1. The annotation marks the transcript as partial. The transcript is spliced from 5 exons. Gene Ontology annotation, biological process: protein localization to plasma membrane. NCBI's taxonomy places the organism in Eukaryota, Metazoa, Chordata, Mammalia, Chiroptera, Vespertilionidae. The record is from RefSeq and is a predicted model, not a curated record. Gene Ontology annotation, cellular component: apical plasma membrane. Gene Ontology annotation, molecular function: signaling receptor binding; protein-membrane adaptor activity.
AUAGAAUGUCAAAAGGGGAGGGACUUGAGCUACUCUGUCCCCACUUCUCAUUUGCAGAACAGGAAACUGAGGCUUGGAGAGGAGCCUUGUUGCCCAGGGUCACCCAGGCAUUUCGCUGCAACACGGGGUCUCCACGCAGUGUUGGGAGCCCCGGCCAGCGUUCUCCCCGGUGCAGUGGGAUCUCCGCAGAUUUGCCUGUUAUCAGAUCUUCCUGAUGGGAGCUGGCGCCGGGCACAGGCGGGGAGAGUGGCCCCAGGACACUGGAACGACACGGACUGUGCUUUGUCCCCACAGCGUGAGCUUCGGCCUCGGCUCUGCGCCAUGAAGAGGGGUCCCAACGGCUACGGCUUCAACCUGCACAGCGACAAGACCAAGCCAGGCCAGUUCAUCCGGUCCGUGGACCCAGACUCGCCCGCCGAGGCCUCGGGGCUCCAGGCCCAGGACCGUAUCGUGGAGGUGAACGGCGUCUGCAUGGAGGGCAAGCAGCACGGGGAUGUGGUGUCCGCCAUCAAGGCUGGCGGCGAGGAGACCAAGCUGCUGGUGGUGGACAAGGAGACCGAUGAGUUCUUCAAGAAAUGCAAAGUGAUCCCGUCUCACGAGCACCUGCAUGGUCCCUUGCCUGAGCCCUUUACCAAUGGGGAGAUCCAGAAGGAGAACAGUUAUGAAACCCUGGCCGAGGUGGCCUCCGAGAACCCCAGGCCAGCGCUGGCACGGUCCACCUCCAGUGAUACCAGCGAGGAGCUCAACUCCCAAGACGGCCCCAAGAAGCAGGACUCCGCAGCACCCUCAUCUACCUCCUCCUCCGACCCCAUCCCAGACUUCAACAUCUCCCUGGCCGUGGCCAAAGAGAGGGCCCACCAGAAGCGCAGCAACAAACGGGCCCCGCAGAUGGACUGGAGCAAGAAAAACGAACUCUUCAGCAAUCUCUGAGAGCCUCCUCGCACCACCCAGCAAGCUGGAAGGGCUGGGCCCGCACCCCACCCAACCCCCGCUCCUCCCCACUGACCCGAAUGGCAAACAAAUCAGCACCAGCAGCCCCCUCUUGGCAAAUGUGAUUCUUCUAGAGAACUGUUGAUUGAUCAAGGACCGGGAUUGCAGCGGCCACAGCAUUUCAAGCGCUGUGGGUUGAGUAUCUUAUUUUUGUUCGUUGGAUUUUUUUUUUUUUUUUUUGAGUUCAGAGUAGAGGGAUUUUUGUCUCUUGAUUAACAUGAUUUUCCAGGUUGCUGCAUGCAAGACGUAGCAGCGGCCUCAGCCUUAGACUUUCUUGUUUCUACUCCCACCACAGAAACCCUGGCAGGUGGGGGAGGGUUUGGCCACUCCCUGGCCAGCCCUGAGCCAGGCACCACCAUUGUAAGGAAACUCCACCAGAAAUUCAGCUGGUUUCUCCAAACCGC